Fukomys damarensis (Damara mole-rat) is the source of this 2437-nucleotide messenger RNA. RefSeq names its product integrin subunit beta 8 (gene Itgb8). Gene Ontology annotation, molecular function: integrin binding. The transcript is spliced from 14 exons. The record is from RefSeq and is a predicted model, not a curated record. The coding region runs from base 90 to 2396 and encodes 768 amino acids. NCBI's taxonomy places the organism in Eukaryota, Metazoa, Chordata, Mammalia, Rodentia, Bathyergidae. Gene Ontology annotation, biological process: integrin-mediated signaling pathway; cell migration; cell adhesion mediated by integrin. Gene Ontology annotation, cellular component: focal adhesion; cell surface; integrin complex.
GCCCGCGGGCCCCGAGGUGCGCCUGGGAGGCUCGAGCGCUCGUCAGGAAAGCAGCCAGGCGACGGGCGCGGGGCGGGCUGCUUUGCAUUAUGUGCGGCUCGGCCCUGGCUUUUUUUCCUGCUGCAUUUGUCUGCGUGCAAAACUGCCGGCAAGGUCCUGCCUCCUUUCUCCGGGCAGCCUGGGUGUUUUCACUUGUUCUUGGACUGGGCCAAAGUGAAGACAACAGAUGCGUCUCUGCAAAUACAGUAUCAUGUGCCAGGUGCCUUGAGCUGGGUCCAGAAUGCGGAUGGUGUGUUCAAGAGGAUUUCAUUUCAGGUGGAUCAAGGAGUGAACGUUGUGAUACUGUUCCCAAUUUAAUAAGCAAAGGCUGCAUGGUGGAGUCCAUAGAAUACCCAUCUGUGCAUGUCAUAAUACCAAGUGAAGAUGAAAUUAAUACUCAGGUGACACCAGGGGAAGUGUCAAUCCAACUGCGUCCAGGAGCUGAAGCUAAUUUUAUGAUGAAAAUUCAUCCUCUGAAGAAAUAUCCUGUGGAUCUUUAUUAUCUUGUUGAUGUAUCAGCAUCGAUGCACAAUAAUAUAGAAAAAUUAAAUUCUGUUGGAAAUGAUUUAUCUAGAAAAAUGGCAUUAUUCUCCCAUGACUUCCGCCUUGGGUUUGGCUCCUAUGUUGACAAAACCGUCUCACCAUACAUUAGCAUCCACCCCGGGAGGAUUCACAAUCAGUGCAGCGACUACAAUUUAGACUGUAUGCCUCCCCAUGGAUACAUCCAUGUGCUGUCUCUGACAGAAAAUAUCACUGAGUUUGAAAAAGCGGUCCACAGACAAAAAAUCUCUGGGAACAUAGACACCCCUGAAGGAGGAUUUGAUGCCAUGCUUCAGGCAGCCGUCUGUGAGAGUCAUAUUGGAUGGAGAAAAGAAGCUAAAAGAUUGCUGCUGGUGAUGACAGAUCAGACAUCUCAUCUUGCUCUUGAUAGCAAAUUGGCAGGGAUAGUGGUGCCGAAUGAUGGAAACUGCCAUCUGAAAAACAAUGUCUACAUCAAAUCAACAACCAUGGAACAUCCCUCGCUAGGUCAACUUUCAGAAAAACUAAUAGACAACAACAUUAAUGUCAUUUUUGCAGUUCAAGGAAAACAGUUUCAUUGGUAUAAGGAACUUCUACCACUUUUGCCUGGCACCAUUGCUGGUGAAAUAGAAUCAACAGCUGCAAACCUCAACAAUCUAGUAGUUGAAUCCUAUAAGAAGCUCAUUUCCGAAGUGAAAGUUCAAGCAGAAAACCAGGUACCAGGUGUCUAUUUUAACAUAACUGCCAUCUGCCCGGAUGGGGCCAGAAAGCCAGGCCUGGAUGGGUGUGGAAACGUGACAAGCAAGGAUGAAGUUCUUUUCAAUGUGACAGUUACAAUGAAAAGCUGUGAUGUCACAGGAGGAAAAAGCUAUGCAAUUAUCAAACCAAUUGGUUUCAAUGAAACCACUAAAGUUCAUAUACACAGAAGCUGCAGCUGUCAGUGUGAAGACCACAGAAGACCGAACGGGAAGUGUGUCGAUGAAACUGUUCUGGAUUCCAAGUGCUUGCAGUGUGAUGAGAGUAACUGUCAUUUUGAUGAAGGCGGAUUUCUGUCGGAAGGUUGCAAAUCACAGAGGGACCAACCUGUUUGCAGUGGUCGAGGAGUUUGUAUCUGUGGGAAGUGCUUAUGUCACAAAACUAAGCUUGGCAAAGUUUAUGGAAACUAUUGUGAAAAGGAUGAUUUUUCUUGUCCAUAUCACCAUGGAGAUCUGUGCGCUGGGCACGGAGAGUGUGAAGCUGGCAAGUGCCGGUGCUUCAGUGGCUGGGAUGGGGAUCGGUGCCAGUGCCCGUCAGCAUCAGCUCAGCGCUGUGUCAAUUCGAAGGGCCAGGUGUGCAGCGGAAGAGGCACGUGUGUGUGCGGCACGUGCGAAUGCACCGAUCCCAGGAGCAUCGGCCGCUUCUGUGAACACUGCCCCACCUGCCACACAGCCUGCAGUGAAAACUGGAAUUGUAUGCAAUGCCUUCACCCUCACAACCUGUCUCAAGCUGUACUUGCUCAGUGUAAAACCUCAUGUGCUCUCCUGGAUCAGCAUUAUGUGGAACAAACAUCAGAAUGUUUAUCCAGCCCAAGCUACUUAAGAAUAUUUUUCAUCAUAUUCAUAGUUACUUUCUUGAUUGGGUUGCUUAAAGUCCUUAUCAUCAGGCAGGUGAUACUGCAGUGGAAUAGUAAUAAAAUUAAGUCCUCAUCAGAUUACAGAGUAUCCACCUCGAAAAAGGAUACGUUGAUUCUACAGAGCGUUUGCACACGAGCAGUCACCUAUCGACGUGAGAAGCCCGAAGAAAUAAAAAUGGAUAUCAACAAAUUAAAUGCUCGUGAGACUUUCAGGUGCAACUUCUAAAAAAAUAUUUUAAAAAAAUACUUUGUGGGAAACUGGAUUUU